Molecule: messenger RNA, 3933 nt
Organism: Ogataea polymorpha
Lineage: Eukaryota; Fungi; Ascomycota; Pichiomycetes; Pichiales; Pichiaceae
Exons: 1
Coding region: 1-1539 (512 amino acids)
Molecular function (GO): ATP binding; ATP hydrolysis activity
Source: RefSeq, a predicted model, not a curated record
AUGAGCUCUAUCGUGAGACUGGAAGGCUGUUUAUUAUCGAAGACGCUGAAAAACCAGCCGGAGUCGCUUGUUUUUCAGAACCCAAUCACAUUCUCGCUUUUUCAGAGCGAAAAAUGGGCCAUUGUGGGAGACUCUCACCGCUCCAAGUUUCUCCAGGCUCUCCAAGGCUCCUUCUUCGCUCUACCCCAUCCGCGUGCCAGAACGUAUCCGCUGCGUCUGAAAAAACCAGACAUGCGAAUUGAGCUGCUACACUUUGUCAACAACGGCUCGUUUGGCCAUGGAGCCACCAACUCCUCCGGUGGAUUUACCCAUCUGUCCAGCCGAUACGAAUUUUUCAAGGACCGCGAGGUGGACGAGUUGGUGGCCGAUUUUGUGGCCAACAUUUCGUACAACUCGCAACACCAAAAAGAUCCCCGCCUGCUGGACGAGAUCCUUGAAAAGGUCGGUCUCAAGGGCUUUGAGCAGAAAUAUAUUACCACGCUCAGUAACGGACAGUUCAGGCGGGCCCGCAUAGCAAAGAGUCUCUACGGCAAGCCGGACCUGCUCAUGAUCGAGGACCCGUUUCUGGGGCUGGACCCUGUUGCGAAGAAGACCGUUUCGAGUGUUCUGGAGCACACAGCGGCUCCCACCACCGUGUGUCUCGGGCUCAAACUAGAGGACGAGAUUCCCCAGUGGAUAGAAAAGGUGGCCGUUGUGGACCACACUGGAAUUAUCGAGAGCGGAAACAGAGCAGAUCUGGUGGACACGCUGAACAGCCUGCGCUCCGCGCACAGAGAACAGCAGCAACAGAUGAAAAGUCAGCUGGAAGCCAAGGUGUACCAUCCUCACGAACAGUCUUCAGAACGCUCCGAAACACCAUUGCUCGAGAUGUCCGACGUGAACGUUGUGUACCGAGGUAAACCUGCUUUGAAGAAUCUGAACUGGGUUGUUCGGGACGGCGAGAAAUGGCACAUCAGAGGCAGAAAUGGCUCUGGAAAAACCACGCUUCUGUCUCUGAUUACGUUGGACCACCCGCAGGCUUGGAACAAACAUAUUAAAAUGAAUGGCGUUCCACGAGCAACGGGAAAAACCAACUACUUUGACACCAACAAGCAGAUCGGGUUCACGUCUCCGGAAAUACACGCCAUUUUCCCCAAACAUCUCACUGUCGAAGAAGCAAUCUCGACAGGCUACCAAACGGGCUCGUACAUACCUCCCAAGACGACACCCGAACAGAAAGAGAAAAUCGCCAGAUACCUGGAAAACGUCGGGUUGUUGCAGUACAAAGAUACAAAGUUCGAAGAUCUGUCUGUGAGCAGUCAGAAAAUGGUGCUUUUGCUGCGCGCCAUGAUCAACCAGCCAAAAAUAUUAAUUUUAGACGAGUCACUCAGUGCCAUGUCCAACGAGGACAUCAUCAAGGGCAAGAGUCUGAUCGACCAGUGGAAAGGAUGCGUCCUUGUGAUUGGACAUGUUGCAAAUGAGGUGCCAAAAUGCGACAAGUUCAUCGAUCUGAACGGCGCGAGCGAGGGUAUCUAUACCAUUGGAGAGGUGGAAAAUUAGACACGUUCGUAAAAUAGCAUGUACGCGUCUCCGUUGACAACUUUACUUGGCGCGCAGUUUUUAUACACCUUUUCGUCGUCAAAUAGACACCAGCCGUUGCCCGGUCCCUUCUCGACAAAGGCAGUGUAAUGGCCGUUGAUGAGGUUUCCAUAAUGGUUGAUCACUCCGUAUAGCUUGUAUCUGAAAGGCGGAACUUGUCCUCUGAUCGGCAGUCUGCUAAGCUCGAGGCGUUCAAGCUCGCUCCCAACGUUGGGCCAAUACUUAUCCAGCUGCAGUUCCAAAGGAUAGUCGAUGUAGGUAUUGAGCUUGGUUAGAUAGUUGCCCAUUUUGAAGCGUUUGAGGUGGAUGAUAAGCACUUGGGGCAGUCUGGAGAUCUGGAGGUGCUUCAGCGUACGUUGCUUUGUUUUGCAGUGCGGACAGAGCCACGCAUUGUCGUUUUCGAGCAGCUCGGGUUUGACAAACUCGUCAAAACAAGCAGCCAGCGUGGAUUUGGGGCCGUUCUCGGGAAUCGGCAAACUCACAGUGCUGAAUGCGUUGUAUGUGGUCGAAGUGGUGGAGCAGUUCAGACACCGGAGCUGCGACAUGAUCUGGCCCUGGAAAAUGUCCACGAUGAUACUGAAAUUGGUUUUGAGAUACCGUUCCCACUCGAUUGUCGAGGCGAUUCUAAUUGGCAGUUUCUCGCGUUUUUCUUCCUCCUCUUUGCUCAGCUCGGGCAAUUUCGGAUGAUUGCCGUUCUCGUUGAGGUCUUCGUGGAGGGAGUCGAGCGCGUAGUUCAAAAACUCCGAACAAUCCUGCUGGUCCAACGUUCUGUACAUGCUAUUGAGAGAUGCUAUCACUUUGCGAAACUGACGGGGCGUUACCGAUUGCGGACGGCUGGGACUGCUUUUCCUGUAUAGUUCUGUCAGCAACGAUGAGAACUCGUUCGCCAGUAUGCCCUUUGAUCCCAGUCUGGAAUUCAUGUUGAUGUGCUGUUUGAAUGUGCCGACAAUAAAGAACUCGGUAAGUCGUUUGGAGCCAAUUAGACACUGGAGCGCAGAGUUCAUGUAACAGGAAUUUCCCAGGUUUGUCAGGCCAGUCAUGACACUUAGAGAGUUCUGGAACACAGAGCCUGAUCUGGAGACUGGUGCCGGCGACGAUAUAGGUUUCGUUGGCAGCAUUGGUAGCUGCGCUUUAGGCGGCGAGCUUCGCGAGCUGGGAAGAAGCGCUGGCGACAACAAUGCAGGAGAAGGCCGUGACGGUGAGCUCGAUGAUUUGGACAAUUCGGGUUUUGGGGACGGGAGGUCCAUGCGGCUAUACAUUUCAUGGUAGGGCACGACUGCAGGGGACUUGAGUUCGACUGAGCUCUGGCUGGAUUGCGGUCUGGACUGGCCAGAAAGAAAUUCACCGACAUUCUUGAUGAGCGACCGUUCGUUGUAGGACGUCCGUCGUUUGACUGUGAUGUCUUCGUGGCUGGAGAUAGAGUUCACAGACUCCGACCGGUCACGUCCAUAAACGGGCCGGGGCCCAUGCAUUGGCGACGACAGAGAAGAUCGGGACUCCGACCAUGCCUUGUAGCCGCCGUCUAAAAUGACCGGUUUGCGCUUAAGAAAGACCCCAGCAUUUUUGGUGGUCAGUAUUGAUAUCAAUCGCGCAAGUUCCGGACUUUUGGACUCCCUUGUGGAAUUGUAGUCUAGAACAAUAACCAAUUCAAAGCGGUCUCGCCGUGCAAACAGUUCUCGUUCUUCGUCUGUGUCCGUGAUCAUGGAAUAUUUUUCUAUCUCGUGACAGGUGUAGCUGUCUCUGAUUGACACAGGCUCCAACUGUAUGAUAUGAUCUGCGAGGUCUAUAUGUUCGAACUCAAAUUCUCGUUUGCGGCGCAAAUCUAUAAGUAAUACGAGGUCAGAGUGGUGUUUCAGCAGCGACAAGAGCUGCGAAACUGAAACGGCAUCGCCGAAGGAAUCGAACAGCUGGGUAAAGUCUUUUUUGGCCGAACCAUUCGACACCGUGUCUGUCCCGCCCUUUAGGGUCUGCAGCCUCAAAACCAGACUGUCCGAGGAUCCACGAAUAUGUUGUUUCAUAGCCUCAUAUGUGGGGCGCUGUCUCACUAGGUAAUUGAUCAGAUCUGCGUAAAACUGGUAUAGGCUGGGCUUCUGCUUGAGUUGGCGAUAGUCGUUGAGGUUUGGGAUUAGCUCGCUCAAUAUCCUAGAUGCUGCAUUGUAAUAGAUAAACCCCUCCUCGAAUUCCGAUGUUGCGAGCUCAGAAACAUGUUUCUGCCCAACAACGCCUUUGUAGUUCUCAAUGCACUCGAGGGCCUUCACAAGGUGCUCUUUGGUGGAAUUCGACGAGCCGACCUUCAACGACUCAAGCAGCUCGUCGACCAGCCCCGUCAGCUCGUGAAGGGUGCGAGGUUUGCUG